AUGCAUAUUCCUGUCAGUCGUUUUCUAAAGGCCUCCGAGGACGAUUGUGUCGCGUACGCUGUGGUUGACUGCCUCACUCAGUGGCUGGAAGGUUUUCGCAAAUUGACAGACCAGUCGAUCAACGAGAAGCUCAAAUCGCUCAUUCAGGAGUUUCUCACACAUGAAAAUUCGAAGUGUCGAUUGAUCGCGCUGAAAUAUAUGGAAGCAUUCUUAUCUUCUGACGAAAUCGACUUGCGAUGGAUGCUGCUGCAAGCCUGUGGAGAUAAUCGAGACGAGAUACGUGGAGAAGCAACUCGUCUUCUCGAUGUGUCACUGAAAGUCGAUGUCCCUAUUGAAAAAGUUGCUUCAUAUUUGUGGGACCACCUAAAAGUAGACAUAGUCGAUUCCGAAACUGGAAAGGAAAAGUCCCAGUCAUCCCAAGUUAUUUCUCCACUCAUUCAUCAAAUGAGUUCACGAUAUUUAUGGGCAAUAAUGGCACGAGCAGCCGGCUUGCAUACUGACCUCAAAAUUAUCGACAGUGGGCAUGAGUGGAAAGAAAUUGCUCCUAAAAUAGCUCAGCAAAUAAAAAUUCUUCCUUCAUCUUGUCAAGAAUGCAUAACAAGGAUUUCACUCCAAGCUCUUAAAGAAGCUCAAGAGGUGCCCCUGUUCCACAUCGCUACGUGUUUUUCGGCCGCAUGUCCUCCAAGCGAUCCCCCUGUGUCACUUUUGACGUCAUGUAUUCAACGAAUUCGUGGAACAACGCGCUCUGACAUGGCUAACGUUGGCGCUCACUUAGCAGCCUCUUUGCUUGGCGUCAAGGAACGUGAGACGAUAAAUGUUACGGCAGGGGAUUGCUGGUUCAUCAGCGCAUUUAUUGCCUCCCAUGCAACGCCUCGUUCGACAGUCCCAACAGUGAUCAAUCAUCUCAUCAACAUAUCCGAAGAAGGAUACAAUAAACCGAACAAUGUAUUGGAGUCAGCGCUUGGUUCUAUGGCCAACAUAUUGCGUACCAUUCUAUCACACGACAAGGAGUUCGAAUUACCUGCAGAUGUCCUGGAACGUCUAUUGUCCGUUUGUGAGAAGAUAGCUGUUUCGCGCAAAGAUGCUGUUUCUACGAAAGCACAUGAGGAAGCAACAAAUGCCAUAGGUUUCUGCGCCACAACAAUGAGUUCAUCAAUUUAUGAUAAGUUGUCAGCGGUACUCUAUUCAAUCGGAAACGGCCCUCCUCAACCAGAAGUUCAGCUUAUAGUAGGGUCAGCGCUCUUUGAUGUUGCGCUUGGGCCUUACUCAACCUCUCGAAGAAACUUGUAUCUGACUUUGGAGGAAGAUUUUGAGCUGAGCUCGCUUACUAGUGAAAUACAAGACAAUUGUGAGAAGCGACUGGCUCAGAUAUUCUCAAAAAUUUUUGACGAGAAGCUGUCAUCCUUGAAUCAUCAUGAACGACGUUCGGCUUUAAUAUGGUUACUCGUCAUUGUUCGAAGGAGUUUCAAGGCUCGUGCCAGUCUAUUAGCAGGGAUGCUGGACAAAAUCCAGACUGAUUUCACCCAGGAUGUAGCGUCAAGUGGAAUCGGUUUGGUCUACGAAAUGGCAUCCGGUGACCAGCGAAAGGCACUGGUCAAUGAUCUUAUUUCACGAAUAUCCGAUGGAAAGCCGUUCUCGACUACUAAAGUGGAUUCCAACACAGAAAUCUUCACUAAAAGAACACAGAUCACUGGUCCCGAUUGCACAUAUAAGGAACUGUGCUCGCUAGCGACAGAUCUCAAUCAACCUGAUCUGGUCUAUAAGUUCAUGAAUCUUGCAAGACAUAACUCAGUAUGGAACCUCAAGAAGGGUGCAGCCUUGGGUUUUGCGGCUGUGCUAGAGGAAGCCAGCAACGAAUUUGAACCAUUCAUUGGUCAGCUAGUACCGAAGCUGUUUAGAUAUCGGUACGAUCCGGAUUUGAAAGUCAGACAAUCGAUGCGUUCCAUUUGGACCGUGCUUACAGCAUCGCGUAGAGGACUUAAUCUCUCAUUAGUAUAUCUGCGAUUCGCGUCUGGUAAUCUCUCUAAUGAGGAACGUUUGAGAUUGCUACCUUCAUUUUUCGAAGUACUUUCGUCGAAGGUCAACGAAACAAGUCAAUGUGCCGAGCUGCUGUCACUAUGUGUUCCAGCUUUCAUGAUUCUUACACAGAAGGAGAAGCACACCUGGCCGAAGUUAGUGUUGUCUGAGGAAGUGAAGCUAUUGCUUCUCAGAUUCCUCCACUGCAUUGUGGCUUUUCCGGUCGACCCCCCCGAUGUAAUAAAGUCCACAUGCACUGCUCUCACAAAUGGUGAAAAAGUCUUCACACCAGCGAUAACCGCUGACGAGUACCUCAUGGUUGCCGGGAAGGUGUUCACCAAAGACGUCACUCUUGUUCCGAUCAAAUUGUGCGCUCUAAAACUUCUCGUUUCUGGAUUGUUUGAUGAGUUGGCCAUUUUUUCUAUCCUUGUUUUAGCUUCUGCCCAAAAUAUCGACUCUGUCACCAGUGCGGCCGAGGCGGCUCUAAAGAAAAUUGACAUUCAACUGUGUGUGGACAAUCAAGUGGUUGUUGACGAAUUGAUGGCCGCUUAUUUGGGAACGACGACGGUAACGAAACCAGUAAUGGGCAAAGGCACGGUUAUUUCUCCGGCUAACUUCUUGAUGAAACAAAAAAUUUUGCAAUAUCUCACACGCUCUUCGAUCGCACCUGUGACGUAUAUGAAUAAUAUGAAGAUAUGCCUCGAUGGGCUCACACAAGCGUCGUACACCAAGCUGCUUGUAGCUGCCUUGAAUUUUCUGUACAAAGUUAUCGAAAAGAUGCCUGCCGCUGCUCAAAAAAAUCUUUCCGCUCUGUUGUUCGAUCGUGUACAGAAAAUUCGGGAGGAAGUCAAGAACGGCAAUGCUCUGUCACUGAUUUAUCGAUGUAUGGGUAUACUUGGAAAACGUGAUCCAUCCAUUAUUACGCGUCAAAUAGACACAAUACCGCUUACAUUCAGGGAGAUUGCUCAUGCUCCAGACGAUGUCGCGUACGCUGUGGUUGACUGCCUCACUCAGUGGCUGGAAGGUUUUCGCAAAUUGACAGACCAGUCGAUCAACGAGAAGCUCAAAUCGCUCAUUCAGGAGUUUCUCACACAUGAAAAUUCGAAGUGUCGAUUGAUCGCGCUGAAAUAUAUGGAAGCAUUCUUAUCUUCUGACGAAAUCGACUUGCGAUGGAUGCUGCUGCAAGCCUGUGGAGAUAAUCGAGACGAGAUACGUGGAGAAGCAACUCGUCUUCUCGAUGUGUCACUGAAAGUCGAUGUCCCUAUUGAAAAAGUUGCUUCAUAUUUGUGGGACCACCUAAAAGUAGACAUAGUCGAUUCCGAAACUGGAAAGGAAAAGUCCCAGUCAUCCCAAGUUAUUUCUCCACUCAUUCAUCAAAUGGUAUGCGUUCUUUCAUAUUUCCAUUCAAAAACCUCUGCAAUAUUGGUUCCUCUCCAGAGUUCACGAUAUUUAUGGGCAAUAAUGGCACGAGCAGCCGGCUUGCAUACUGACCUCAAAAUUAUCGACAGUGGGCAUGAGUGGAAAGAAAUUGCUCCUAAAAUAGCUCAGCAAAUAAAAAUUCUUCCUUCAUCUUGUCAAGAAUGCAUAACAAGGAUUUCACUCCAAGCUCUUAAAGAAGCUCAAGAGGUGCCCCUGUUCCACAUCGCUACGUGUUUUUCGGCCGCAUGUCCUCCAAGCGAUCCCCCUGUGUCACUUUUGACGUCAUGUAUUCAACGAAUUCGUGGAACAACGCGCUCUGACAUGGCUAACGUUGGCGCUCACUUAGCAGCCUCUUUGCUUGGCGUCAAGGAACGUGAGACGAUGUUCCCUACAGCUGUUUCAGCAUUGGAGAAAACAAACGUUACGGCAGGGGAUUGCUGGUUCAUCAGCGCAUUUAUUGCCUCCCAUGCAACGCCUCGUUCGACAGUCCUAACAGUGAUCAAUCAUCUCAUCAACAUAUCCGAAGAAGGAUACAAUAAACCGAACAAUGUAUUGGAGUCAGCGCUUGGUUCUAUGGCCAACAUAUUGCGUACCAUUCUAUCACACGACAAGGCUCGUGCCAGUCUAUUAGCAGGGAUGCUGGACAAAAUCCAGACUGGUUUCGCUAUGGGUCUCGCAGAAAACGACGAUUUCACCCAGGAUGUAGCGUCAAGUGGAAUCGGUUUGGUCUACGAAAUGGCAUCCGGUGACCAGCGAAAGGCACUGGUCAAUGAUCUUAUUUCACGAAUAUCCGAUGGAAAGCCGUUCUCGACUACUAAAGUAUAUCGGUACGAUCCGGAUUUGAAAGUCAGACAAUCGAUGCGUUCCAUUUGGACCGUGCUUACAGCAUCGCGUAGAGGACUUGUUGAAGAGUAUGCAGAUGACAUAGCCAAGGAACUUCAGCAACAGUUGAUAAGCCCAGAGUGGCGUGUUCGAGAGUCUGCGUGUCUAGCGUUAGCGGACUUGAUCCAAGGGAACGAUUCUAGAUACAUUCGCUCGAUUACCCCUCAACUAAUGCUUGCGCUUUUCAGGCUACGUGAUGACAUAAAAGAGUCCGUUCGUCAGGCUGCAAAUCGAGCCCUAACUACAUUGGGAAAACUUGCUGUUCGUCUAUCCUCGGAGUCACCGAAAGGCCAUGAUCCUCGCAUAUUUCUCAGCUCACUACUUCCCCUGAGUAAAACGGCUGGUUCACAACUUCGUCCCCACCUCGCCGAACUUAUUCCUUCUCUUAUUGAUACAAUAAGUGAUGCUGAGCCGGCAGUUCUGAAUUACGUGGCUGCUCGCUCCAGUUUGGAUGAAUUAGAAAUGCUGGAUGAUGCGCGAGCAAAGAUGGCGCGUACAUCGCCUAUGAUGACUGCUAUUCAAGAUCUCCUUCCACAGAUUGACAGCGGUGUGUUGGUAGCGAUACAACCUCGAUUAUGUGAGCAACUACGAUCGAGUGCCGGUGCCAGCACUAGGACGGCGUGCGCUCAGCUACUCACGAUGCUUGCGCUCAGAUCCCCACAGUUACUAGGAGACCAUCCAGCUCAUGUGUUGUUCAACGCUUUGAUAUCUGGAACGCGAGAUCGUAAUCCCUCUGUGCGGAAACACUUUGCAAGUGCUGCAUCUUACAUGGCGAAGUAUGCCUCAUCGUCUUCGUUUGAAACACUAAUGAGGACUGUUUUGAAGGAUCUACUUGCAGAUGAUGAGUCAAUGAAACAGUCGGCAAAGCACGUUCUGAAGAACUUGUCCGCAAACUGUUCUGAGCUCCUACAGGGUUACUCCAAACUUGUGGUGCCCUACGUUUUUAUGGAGACGUGCCAGCUUGUGGUGCGUGGUGACGAAGCUUCCAAGAAACGGCAGGAGGAAUGGUCCGAUCUCUGGAACGAAAUUGUGCCCAGCACAGAGGCAGCCGUUCGCAUGUAUCGAGAAGAGAUAAUUUCUUUUGUUGUGGAUGUUCUACAGAACAAUGACGUUUGGUCCGUUCGCGCUCAAGCUGCUAGGAUGCUUACAGAAACGACAAAACACCUUCAGGAUAGAUUAGAAGGAACAGACGCAGGUAUGCUUUCUUGU
Ostertagia ostertagi is the source of this 5526-nucleotide messenger RNA. Lineage: Eukaryota; Metazoa; Nematoda; Chromadorea; Rhabditida; Trichostrongylidae. The record is from the annotation of a GenBank genome assembly.